AUGCAGCUCUGGUCUCACGAGGCGACCCAAGACGCCAUAAAGCAAGACGCCCAAGCCCAAAACCAAGAAGCACAAACCCUCCGCGAGAUGCUCAACAGCAAACCCAAGACGAACGAUGAGCCUCACGAGUCAUCGCCGCCCGCGAUACCCAUCGCGCUCUGCGGCAAGGCGGAGCGGAUCGGCCGUGGCGUCAUCGCGGGUCUGAAGCCGGAAUACGAAGUCAUCCACUUCAUCACAUCGCCUGCCUCGGGCGCCGUGAUCCUCCCCGCCCUCCUCGCUGCCCAACCCCCGCCUUCACAUCCGGAGACCAGCACGAUCGGCAGCGGCAACUACGCCGCCGCCCCGCGCGUCGUGGUCCUCGGCGGCGCGUUCGACGAGGCCGCGACCGCGGUCCUCCAGACGGCAGUCGCCCACGCGCGGGCGCAGUCCGCGGACGUGAGGACGGUCCCCUGGCUGAGGCAGGACUCGAGCAAGCCGGCGCCGCCGAUCGGGCCGGAGUACGGCCAGGCCAUGGUUGUGAGGGUGAAGGAGGCGCUGGCGAGGUUGGAGGGGGAGGGGAAGCUGGACGGGAGCUACGGAGGUGACGAGUGGUACUGA
Molecule: messenger RNA, 597 nt
Organism: Colletotrichum spaethianum
Lineage: Eukaryota; Fungi; Ascomycota; Sordariomycetes; Glomerellales; Glomerellaceae
Exons: 2
Coding region: 1-597 (198 amino acids)
Source: RefSeq, a predicted model, not a curated record